Molecule: messenger RNA, 2529 nt
Organism: Acanthopagrus latus (yellowfin seabream)
Lineage: Eukaryota; Metazoa; Chordata; Actinopteri; Spariformes; Sparidae
Gene: scg2a
Product: secretogranin II a
Exons: 2
Coding region: 111-2045 (644 amino acids)
Source: RefSeq, a predicted model, not a curated record
GGUGGUCCCUCUAAUAGCAGGAGGAGCUGUCCGCGGUGCUGAAACCAGACUCACACCCGGAGACGAGCAGAGGGAGGCUCCGGAGAAACUACCGACACACAGGCGUCACCAUGCCGUCGCUCCCCAAGACCUUCACAGCGGGCGAACCUUUCUGCGUCUGUUUUGCCAACCUCUUAAUCCUCCUCCUCCUCAGUCCCCCCGGGGUGCACGGGGCUUCUCUUAGAGAGCACAGACUGCGAGGAAGCGAGUCCGACUCCCAGAGAGGAAAUGUCCACCAGGCUCCUAACGCUGACAUGCUCAAAGCUUUGGAGUACAUAGAGAGCCUCCGUCAAAGAACUGGCACGGACUCCCAGCAGCACGCCCCUCUCACGACAGGAUACGACACCAGCCACAUGGAUGACGCAGAGAAGCUGCGUGCCAUGCUGAGACUGGCCUCUAACCCUGUACAGAGUAAAGAUGAGGGCGAGGAAGAGGAGGAGGCAGCAGAGGGAAGGGAGGAUAAGAGUGAGGAGCUGCUCCAGGCUGUGCUCAGCACCCUCCAGCAGACGGAAAAGGCCUCCAAGCCAGCUCCAUUUCCUCCCAGUGUCGAGGGGGCAGGCGUGAGGGACAGCGCGCACCCGAGGGUGCAGCAGAAGCCACACGGCAUCAGGCCUCACAAGAAGCUGCCGCUAAUGUUUGAGGAUGAGGAAGAAGGUGAGGGGGAGGAGGAGGAGGAGGAGGAGGAGGGGCCGGAGCACGAGAGCCCCUUCAAGCGCACCAACGAGAACGUGGAGGAGAAGUACACGCCUCAGAACCUGGCAACCCUGCAGUCUGUGUUCGACGAGCUGGACAAGCUGACGAGCGCGAAGAUCACGCCCAAGCGCCAAGACGAGGAAGAAGAUGUGGAGGAGGACGGCGAGGACGAGGACGUGUUCAACGCAAGGAGCGUGGCAUUCGACGGUGCAGGCGGGGAUCUCGCAGACUGGGGCCCACUGCAAGAACAGGAGGAGGAAGAGGAGGAGGAGGAGGAGAGGGAGAACAAACACGAGGCCGACCGAGGGCUCGAUUACCUCGAUGACGACGGCGAAGAAGCCGAGGAGGAUGAUGAAGAGGAGGAUGAGGAAAGCUACCCAGUCAAGAGGUCGAGCGAUCAAGAUGACGUUGCCAAGCUGGUGGACUAUUACCUUCUGAAAGUGCUGGAGAAAACAGAGGAGGAAGAGCAGAAGCGCGAGAUAGAGGAGGAGGAGGAGGAGGAGGAGGAGGAGAGGGCUGAGAGGAGAGUGGCUCAGUCACAGUACAGAGAUAACAUAGACCCGCGGGCCAUCUACCAGCUCAUUCAGAUAUCGCAGAAAUAUCAGAUCCCGCCUGAAGACCUGCUGGACAUGCUAAAGAGCGGAGAGAUGGCGAACCGAGACAAGUCACGAAAGAGCAACCAAUUAGCCCGAGCAGAGAACAGGCUCUCUCAGACAUCCUCAAAGAAAACGCACAAGUUCCCUCAAGUUCUCUUCUACAACAGACGCUUUCCCGACCGACAGAAGACCGCAGAAGAGCUGAGGACAGAGGAGAUACUGAACAUCCUCGGGUUAGGGGGCGGGGAGGAUCGCACUCCCGCCAGAAAGCAGUACAAAAGCCCGCCGUCACGACUUCGCGCUCAGCCUCCGAGGCGUUCGGGGGAACCCGCGCCCACGCAGCGGCGCCUCCCCAGCACAUUAAAGGGCGACUACGACGACACCGUGGACGAGGAUGAGCUGGCGGCGUAUUUAGCGGCUCAGAUGCUGGCGCGGUAUCCAAAGCCCGCGUACAGCAGGAACAACAAGGCGAGCCAGAAGCGGGACGAAGCCGGACAGAGCGCGACGGGCUCUUUUGAGCAGGCGAUACAGGAUUACUUUGAUCAAAUGGACUCCGAGAAAAGCCCGAAUGAAAAGAGACAGUCUGAGGCAGACGGGAGGGGCAGUGACACACAGGUGCAGGGCUUUGAUAACAUGGCCGUGAUGAAAUUGCUGAGCUACCUGAACCCAGAAACUGAAGAAAGUGAUUCUGAUGCCAAAACCGCCCAUGGAAUAUAAAUAAAGCUGUAGAUACAUAUACAUAUAAAUAUAUAUAUAUAUAUAUUUAUUGUUUGGGUGGAGGGAGAGGGGGGAAAAUAAAGUAUUUUGAAGAAUAAAACAUGCAGUCAACUUUAGUUAUUCUGUAGGUAUACACAAGGUCUUCUUUAUUAGCAGAAAAUAGUGUUCGGACAUUCAUUUUGAUGCUCUCUUUUACAAAUAUGAGUUUGUUGCUCCACGACACUUAACGACCAGUACAUGUGACUCACCAGCCUCGCACACACGACACACACACACAACCAAAAUCAGUGUUGGAUUCCCUCGAUUCACUUGUGUUUUUUUUGGUAACUCUUUCUUAAAUGUGGUCAUUUGUGACAUACCUGAGGUUAAUAAAGCAUUGACUAUAUUUUUUCCUUACUGUGUGGUGUUUCUUCAUUUACUCACGUCACAGUGCAUCAGUAUAAACGUACACUUUGUCUGUGAAUCACUGUUAAGAUUACAAAAA